Molecule: messenger RNA, 4372 nt
Organism: Aedes aegypti (yellow fever mosquito)
Lineage: Eukaryota; Metazoa; Arthropoda; Insecta; Diptera; Culicidae
Gene: Tango1
Product: transport and Golgi organization protein 1
Exons: 10
Coding region: 82-3801 (1239 amino acids)
Biological process (GO): endoplasmic reticulum to Golgi vesicle-mediated transport; vesicle cargo loading; protein secretion
Cellular component (GO): endoplasmic reticulum exit site; endoplasmic reticulum membrane
Source: RefSeq, a predicted model, not a curated record
AACUUUGACAGCUCGCAGACCAGAACUUUGUGUGUGUUGAAAGCGAGUGAUGUGGCUUUAUAAUAAGCAGCGAGAAAAACCAUGAAAAAGUUAAAUUUUGCUGGUUUUGUACAUAUUAGCUGUUGUGUUUUAGUGCUAACCGUUGCCGGAAGUGGCGCGAAAGAAUGCGGUGAUCCGGAAUGCAGGACUCCGAUUGCCACGGCGUAUGCGACGCUCGGUUACAUGGGCGGAGGUGGCCAGAAGGUCAACUUAGCGAAAGGCGAAGUGCUGCAGAUCCUAGGGCGAAACUUUGGCAAGGAUAAGGAUUAUCUGGUCCAGAAAAAGGACGGAAAGAUUGGCUUGGCCAGCACCAAAUUCCUACGGGAAACCAAAAUUAUCAUCUCGGUAAAAGAUCGGAUCGUGAUUCCGGAUGAGGAAUUGCUGGAGAAUAUCAAUCCAAGCGCCAGUACCGAGCAAAGUGUCGUAGAUGGAACUACCAUUGGCAGUGUUCCGUUUACGGAGCAACCCGCUCCUGCCCAAGAACCGGCACCGGUUGAAGAGAAAACUCCAGAUUUGGAGGUAGUCCCUUCGAGUCAGGAGUCAACAAGUCUUCCACCAAAAAUCACAGAGGAUUCUGAUACGAUGAAGGUCACUGAGAAGGAAUCAUCAGAAGGUCGUGAAAAUGACCUCGAUGCCGAAGAGGAAGAUGACGAAGAAGGAGAAGACGAUGCAGAGGAAGUUAUAGGAGAAGAUGACGAUGGUGAAGAAGAUGCAGAAAAUCAAAGUAGCGAACAAAUUGCAUCUAGUUCUAGUGAUUUGCCCGUGGAGCCAUCUAGCUCAACUUCAGGGGAAGUUUUAGAUGAGGCUGUGAAAGUUGAAAAGGAAUCCGGCGAAAAAGUAGAUACUUCGUCCAGUGAAGAGAUAGAGCCUUCAACGGAAAAGGCGACAACCGAUACAAUCGAAACAACUGCAACAGAAGCUCCAGUUGCUGAUAUUCCUGAGGUUCCACCACCGGAAUCGAUGGAAGUUACUACACCAAGUUCUUUAGAAGAGCAACCAACGCAACCAAUGGAACCCAUUGAAACCUCCACUGCAGUCCCAGGAGAAGUUCUGACUGAGACUGAGACUGUGUAUCCGGAAACAGUGCCCAUUGUAGAUUCUCGAGUGGAAAUUCCUGUCACCGAGCAACCCGAGCCACCGCUGGAAGCUUCAAAUUCAAAUGUCGUUGACUCGGUCCCCCCACCUUCGGAAUCAGCCUUACCUCAACCACCCUCAGGACUGCUUCGGGGAGGCUUGGGAAGCCUUCUGUCGCACUCGCAUCAUCACCAUCAUCAUGGACAUGGACAUGAUCAUCAUGGUCACGAUGACCAUCAUCAUCAUCAUCACCUGCAUGUCCAUCAUGAAGGCGGUCAUCAUCAUCACCAGCAGCAGCAACAGAAUGAUAUCCCGGAAACCGACAGUCAACGGCAGGUGGAACCGGAAAAACACGAGCAUGAAUCACCUCUAUUGAGCACGGGAGGUGUGGGGGUAGGAUCGUUCCAGGAAAUUCCAUCGCAAGCUCAGAUCUUGGAGGAGAAAAAACCGGAUUUCUCUUUCAGCGAGCAAACGAUUCCGCACCAAAGCCAACAGGAACAACAGGAAGCUGUUCCUGAAGACGGUUACUGCGACCAGCAGUCUUGCCUUGAUGACUCGGUGUCUUCAACGGAAACGGAAAGUCACGGUGAGGAAGAAAUGGAUUAUGCGAAAAUGUUCAUUCUGGAGCUGUUCAAAUUGAGCGACUUGAUUCUUCUGCUGGCCAUCACUUCAUUCACGUUGAUUGUAUUCUCCCUCGGUCACUACUUGAUCAAUAAAAACCGAAAGGAGAAACCGCUAAUCUACAAGCUCAACAUGGUAGAACGGGAUCUGAUGGCAUCCCAUAAGGAAAAUGCUAUGCUGAAAAGCGAUUUGACCGAAACGAAACACAAACUCAUCAGCAUCGAAAACAAUUCGUUCGGUUCCAACGAUAUGGUCAUCGCACUCCGACAGGAGCUGGAGGACAGCGAACAGACCAAACUGGAAAUGCAGGAACAGAUCGCCUCCCUGGAAAAAGAACUAGAGAAUGCCGCCGAAGCUGGACUGGAGCUGAACAAAAUGGUCGCCGAACUGUUGAACCAAAGUGGAAGUGAUUCAAUCGCUUUGACGGUCGAUGAACUACAGAAGCAACUGAAUGAACAGCAGCAGACGAUUCUGUCGAUGAAUACCACCCUGGCGGACAAGAGCCGUGAGAACAGCGAACUCCAGAUCACGCUUGCCAAUCAAACGGCAAAAUUCCAGCAGGACAUGGAAGACCUUCAGCAGUCGUUGAACGAUAUCAAACUGGAGAAGAACAAUUUGGAGAUCGAGCUUAACAACUUUAAGAGCGGGCAGGGUUCCCAGCUGGACAUUUUAAGAAAUGAAACGAGUGCCGAAAUUGCUAAACUGAACAAAGAAGUCAAGGCCUAUCAGUUGAAAUGGGAAGAAGCCAAGAAAAGCUUGAGUGCGGCGGAGGCCAAGGUAGAAGCUCUGGAAGACUGCAUAAAGAAUAUCAAGAAGGGCAAUUCUGGCGGUUCGAUUGACGGAUUGAUCGAUUCAGCCGAACUGAAGGCACAACUGUCGGUUUUGAGCAAAGAAAAAGCUAGUCUACAGGAUCGAUUGCAGGGAGAAAUUGUUGCACGCCAACUAUUGGAGGAUCAUGUUAAAAUCAUCAACGAAGAUAUUUCCUCUCUGAAAAAGGAGUACGGUCAAGCCGAGAAGGAUAAGCUCGAAGCGGAAACUCGGCUGGAAGUAUUGUCGUCCUACUUUAAAGAUAAGGAAACACAAUUGCAAAAGGAAUUGAGCAUUAAGGAAGCAAUGUGGAUGCAGCAGCAAGGGGAAACCACCAGCACCGUCGAAAGGAUUCGACUGAUGCAGGAUGAGAUUCAACAGCUGAAAUCCCAAAACGACAAGCUCCGCGCUGAAAUCGAAGCUCAAGCCACUGCCCACAAAGCGCAGUAUACCGCGCUGGAGACUCGAUCACACGAUGCCUGGCUAGCGGCUCGUCAAGCCGAACGUCGUCUCGAGGAAUCGCGCAACGAAUCCAGCGCUCUGCGGCGUAAACUUACCGCCCUCGGUGAUGUGUCCGUCAACAACUCGGCGACCGAUGGUCUCAUUCCCAAUGCAGUUCCUCCGACGGACAUGAACCUGACCGCCCCGUCACCUAUCCGGGUAGAAUCCCCCAAUGCACCUCCCAUGAUGGCCCUCCCUCCACCUCCGUUUAUGCCUCCUCCGUUUGUACCUCCAUUCAUGCCUCCGUUUAUGCCUCCGCACGGCCCAGGGGAGAUGCGCCCUGCUCCUCUUGGUCGUCUUAUGUCCCCUCCUCCCCCGAAUCGCUACAGUCCCAGUCUGAUAGACAGUCGCGAUCGGUACACCCCCGAACGAGGUCGGUACUCACCGGACAGUCGGUACGAAUACUCUGUGAUGUCCAAUUACGAAACGGAAACAGACUUCAGCCCUCCCCCCUCGCCACCCCCGCAUUCACGACGAUCGAAUUAUGAUCGCGAGCGUAAUCACCGAUCGGAUCGCGAACGGGAUCGAGAUCACGAUUUGCGGGACCGUGAUCGAGACCUUCGGGAACGAGAUGGCCGUACUAGCGGCAGUGCAGGUGGAGUCGAUCGAGGCAGCGGAACCGGUGGAUAUCCGAAAGCGUUUUCGCCGCCAAGCAUGAGGACAACCUCGCCGCCCAUUCAGGACCCUAGGAACAAAAAAUAUCAAGCAAUUAAACAAUUCAAAGAUUUGAAAAAUUUCUGGAAAUCAAUGGAAGACUGAGGAGAAUCUUUGGAGCGGUUUCAGUUCCGGCUCGCAAGACUCGAUUUCAACCCGGAAGAGCGGCAAACAGUAUAAAAACAGUAAACCCUCGGCAUAACUAUGCAGCGUUACAGUGGAUUACACCUGAAUAAGUGUAGAAAAUUUUCCUGUAUCAUAUACGAAAUGGUGUAUAUGUAUUUUGUGAGCGAAACGGGGCUUUAUUACUUCAUGUUGAGGUUAUGUUUAUUUGUUACGUAUUUUCAAUUUCCUGAGUUUCUUUUCAAAUGUAGCCUUAAUUAUUGUAAAAUAUUCAAUCAAAAAUUAAAAUUUUGCUCCCUAUCAGAUUCCUAAAUCUCACAUGAAAACAAAAUGGCAACACAUCGAAAUUUAGUGUAACUUUAGAACAUGGUUUCAGUUGAAAGGAAGCAGGCAUUUAUGAUUUAAUAUGAAUUGAAAUGAAUUUAUUUUGACCCACCUUUAUACAAAUCAUACUGCAAAACUGUUGCAAUAGUCAACUAAAAUGGUGAAUAGCGUCAUACAAACCAACUAGAGGUUAUUCAACAAAUUAAUCAAAAUACAAAGUUUAUACGAA